Besnoitia besnoiti is the source of this 498-nucleotide messenger RNA. Its product is annotated as ribosomal protein RPL12. NCBI's taxonomy places the organism in Eukaryota, Apicomplexa, Conoidasida, Eucoccidiorida, Sarcocystidae. Gene Ontology annotation, cellular component: cytosolic large ribosomal subunit; ribosome. Bases 1 to 498 code for a protein of 165 amino acids. The record is from RefSeq and is a predicted model, not a curated record. Gene Ontology annotation, molecular function: structural constituent of ribosome; large ribosomal subunit rRNA binding. The transcript is spliced from 4 exons. Gene Ontology annotation, biological process: translation.
AUGGCGCCCAAGUUCGACCCCAGCGAAGUGAAAUACAUCUACAUCCGCCAGGUUGGUGGUGAAGUCGGAGCUUCCUCCGUCCUCGCCCCCAAGCUCGGUCCCCUUGGUAUGUCGCCGAAGAAGGUCGGUGAUGAUAUCGCCAAGGCUACGCUCGCCUGGAAGGGGCUGAAGGUCAGUGUCAAGCUGGCAGUCCAGAACAGACAGGCCACCGUCGAGGUUAUGCCCUCUGCUUCUUCCCUCGUCAUCAAGGAGCUCAAGGAGCCCCCGAGAGACCGCAAGAAGGUGAAGAACAUCAAGCACAGCGGCAACCUGUCUUUGGAGCAAGUCUUCUCGAUCGCCCGCACGAUGCGGUCCAAGAGCCAGGCCCACGAGUUCUCCGGCACCGUCAAGGAGGUUCUCGGCACUUGCAACUCUGUUGGCUGCACGGUCGACGGCAAGAGCCCGAAGCAACUCCAGCGCAUGAUCGAUGACGGCGAGGUUGAGUGCCCAGACGCGUAA